This is a messenger RNA of Macrosteles quadrilineatus (aster leafhopper), 1614 nucleotides long. RefSeq names its product peptidoglycan-recognition protein SC2-like. Gene Ontology annotation, molecular function: N-acetylmuramoyl-L-alanine amidase activity; zinc ion binding. The record is from RefSeq and is a predicted model, not a curated record. NCBI's taxonomy places the organism in Eukaryota, Metazoa, Arthropoda, Insecta, Hemiptera, Cicadellidae. Gene Ontology annotation, biological process: peptidoglycan catabolic process. The coding region runs from base 340 to 828 and encodes 162 amino acids. The transcript is spliced from 4 exons.
AUCAAUGACUACUCUAAUUGCAAAAACAUUACUAUUUCUAGCAAUUACGCUACAUUUUAUUUGAGGAGAUUCCAAACAAAAAUGUUCUAGGCUACUUUCAAAAUCGGAUUAUUUGCCCUACAAAAAUGAGUUUAGAGACAACUAUCUCACUAUCAACAUUUCACUAUCUCAAAUACGAUAGGAAAAGCCUGACAUUUUUAUUUCAUACUACAUAAAAGUAUUACUUGUCUUUUUGGCACUUUAAAUUGAAUAAAAUGUAUGUAUUACGGAGAUUUGUGAGUUCAAUAGGCUUGAAGUGAUUUUCUUUGUAGCUUUAUUAACUGGAAACCCUCAUCAGGUAUGACGCUUGAAAUUGUGAACCGAGAGGAUUGGGGUGCUAAAGUUCCCUUGGCUCACAACGUCUUGGAACACCCAGUAAAUUAUGUGGUCUGUAUGGCCACGAAUGGUUACCCAUGCUACAACAAUUCCGUCUGCAAAUUCACCCUAAGAUACGUCCAAAGUUUCCAUAUGAAAAGGAAAAAGAUGAAGGACAUCAGGUUUAAUUUUAUGAUUGUUGGCAAUGGUAAAAUAUAUGAAGGAAGAGGCUGGCACCACGCUCCCCUUCUUCCACAGCAGUUUUUGAAUAUCAACAGCCAAAGUAUUCUUAUAGGCUUUGUGGGGCAAUAUGAUGAAGAAACAUUGCCAGAGGAGAUGUUGACGGCCAGAGAAGAACUGGUCAAGUAUGGAAUAGAAAACAACUAUAUCGACAAAGACUGCAAGAGGUGGGAAAUAUUUAAGAGGAAAGAAGGAAUUGAUCAGCCCGAGCAAAUUGUACAAACAACGAAGUGAAAAACGUUGACAACUUGGUGUUCGGGUCACUCUAAAGAAUUUUCAGUCACAGUUUUCAAACGAUCUAACGACUGGAGUUUGAUAAUGAAACUAAUUCAUAUUUGGUUAUUUUUGUAUGUAGCAUUUUAAUAUAUAUUAUUAUAAGUCAAAAGUGGUAAUAUAUAGAUUUGUGCAGGAUUUUAAGAAUAAGUAUAGCAACUAAACCGUUUUUCAUUAAUAAUCAUAUAUGGAUGGAGAUUGCAAUAUUUGUUAAACCAAUGAUUCAGUGAGUGAUAGGGUUUUUAAAUCUAUUAAAAUUAAUUUUCAAUAUGAAAGAAAAAUUAGGCUUAAGUAUUUUAAUGAUGAGCCUAAUGUGUAAAAUUACUCUUUAAAAGGCCUGCAUGCCACAUUUUAAAUGAAAAUAAAUUUUAAAAUACAAUUGAUAAAACAUUUAGUAGGACGUAUUGGUUAUUAUCAAUGUCCCGAGGGUAAAAUCGGAUAGCAUAAAUAACAAAAAUAAAAAACCUGACAACCUAUUUUCAUACUCAACACUUUUUUAAAGAUUAUUUUUUAACGGAUGCUUGGUUUUGUUGGGUUUGGUGGAAAUCACUUAACAAUUUGACCGAAUAAACUGUUGUCUAUGGAAAGUUUGCUAAAAAUGUAUUAAUGAAACAGCUCUACUAAAACUAAGUAUUUCAUCUUCAUGUUUACUUAAAUUUCUCAGGUUUGAGAACAACAUAAUACUUUGUAUUACUGGAGUGAAGUGAUAAUGAGUAAGUAUUAUAAGUAUAAUAAAAAGAGGCAUGA